GUACGCCCAUCUUAUACUCUAUUACAUAUCCUACCUUUAUCCCACACCCCAGAAUCGCACUUGCUCGUACACUCAAACCUUGAGGUUUCUCCUCAUCAUUAACCAUGGUCCUCCUGCUCUUGGCUGGCUUAACUGUGCUCACCCGGUGGGCCCUCGCCCACGGUGGGCUAGCCAACUACACCGUAGGGGAGACGUGGUACAGAGGCUACGAUCCCUCCACCCCAACCUCGGAGCAGCUCGGCCAGCCAUGGAUGGUCCAGCGCCAGUGGGCCUCGAUCGACCCCAUCUUCUCCGUCACGGACCGGCACAUAGCCUGCAACAACCCGGGCACGUCCCCGCCCUCGUACAUCCCCCUGCGCGCUGGCAACACCAUCACGGCCGUCUACUGGUACUGGCUGCACCCUGUGGGACCCAUGUCGGUCUGGCUGGCGCGGUGCGAGACGGGCGACUGCCGAGACGAGGACGUGAACGAGGUCGCGUGGUUCAAGAUCUGGGAGGCGGGUCUGCUUGAGGGGCCCAACCUGGCUGAGGGGACGUGGUACCAGAAGUGGUUCCAGCGCUGGGAUGGGAGCCCCGCGCUGUGGCCCGUCAGGAUCCCGGCGGGUCUGAAGGGUGGGCCGUACAUGAUACGGCAUGAGAUCUUGUCGAUCCAUGUCGAGAGGAAGCCGCAGUUCUAUCCCGAAUGUGCCCACUUGAAUGUGACGGGGGGCGGGGAGCUGGAGCCGCCGAGGGAGUAUUUGGUGAAGUUUCCCGGAGCAUAUGCUGAAGAUGAUCCGUCAAUUUUCAUCGAUAUCUACUCAGAGGAGAAUGCCAACAAAACGGACUACGCAGUUCCCGGAGGGCCAAUAUGGGAUGGAUUUGGCGUGGUUGACAAGUUCUGCGUUGGAUGCUAACAUGAAGCCAGAGCGAGCUGGCAUUUAUCGCAAAUAUGGAUCAUCUCAAAGCAUGUACAUCAAAAGCAAAGAAAGCACU
Parathielavia appendiculata is the source of this 972-nucleotide messenger RNA. RefSeq names its product lytic polysaccharide monooxygenase. The record is from RefSeq and is a predicted model, not a curated record. The coding region runs from base 105 to 893 and encodes 262 amino acids. Lineage: Eukaryota; Fungi; Ascomycota; Sordariomycetes; Sordariales; Chaetomiaceae. The transcript has 5 exons.